CAGACCUGCAGGACUGUAAGCAGAAGGUUGUGUAGGAAAAGUGGCUGAGGAGGACCUGGGGCUGGAAGAGCAGCAGGUGCUGCAGGGAGGUGUGAGGGGUGGUGCAGCUGAGCUGGGGAGCCCAGUGUCAGGAGACCGGGCAGCGAGAAGUGCAAGAAGACAAGAGGGAGUCUCUGAGGCUGGCACUGAGAGGAACUCUGCUUUCAUCUGCAUGAGCACUGCGGGAACCAGACCUGCUCUCUGCUGCUGCCUUCCCUCCUUCCAGCCAUCCACCCCUGCCAGCCAGCAUCUGCUCCAUCCCUGUGCCGGGGAGCAGUGGGACCAAGGAGGGUGCCUGAGAAACGCAGCAGUCGCUCAGCAACUCCCUGUCCCCCGAGGCAGACAGCCUAAGCAGUCUGCACCAGCCUCCUGGACUGCUCUUCUCUGCACAGCUGGACAUCCUCCCACCCUCACUUUUUCUGGAUUUCCCCUGCUCAGCCUGCAGAUCUCCUGCUUUGAGCCUCCAAACCCGCCAUCUAAGAGGGUUGUGCGGGGUGCGCCGACCCGCUGCAGCAGGAUGGUGCAGGACAAAGGCCGAGCUGGAGGGACAUGGCAUCAGGCUAUCGAUCACUGAGGAGACCUUGAGCUGGACACCCUGAUGGAGGCCGAGGAACAGGAGGAAGACUCCAGCUCCCUCUCAAACGACAAAUCAGAGACUAACUCACGUCGCUGCCUCCGCUACCUGCCCCUUGGGAUAGCCUUUCUUGUGCUGGCUGGAGCUGCUGCAGCAACCUGGUAUUUCCUAGACUACAGACCAUGGCACCUGGAGCCAUCCAUCCUGCAGUUUUACUGUGGCAGCCUGCAGGUCCUGAACCGCCGGUACUCCCCGGACCUGGGGCACGUGGAGUCCAGAGCCUUCUGGGUGGAGUCAGCCAAGCUCCAGAGCAUGCUGAAGGAGCUGAUUCAUGCCACAGAGCUGGGUCGGUACUACAACUCCAGCACGGUGUAUGCCUUUGGGGAGGGAGCUCUGACCUUCUUCUUCUGGUUCACCCUCCAAAUCCCUGAGAGUCAGCAGAAGGAGGCAACUGCUGAGAGGGUAAACACGGUGCUGCACCAGGAGCUCUCCACCAGCUUCAACAGCUCGGGCAGCCUGUCCUACCAGAGAGAGUACAGGGUCAACCCAGACUCUCUGGUUCUCCUGGAAUCCACUGUGAAAGACAUAGUAGUGCUGAAAUCCACUUUGGGUUGCUACAGGUACAGCUACGUCCAGGAGGAUGACAUCCUAAGGCUGGAGGGCCCUGACUACCUGGCCUCCAGCUGUCUCUGGCACCUGCAUGGCCUCAAGGGCUACAUGAUCAAGCUGAGGCUGGAGUGGACUCUGCCUGACUGCAGGGACCGCCUGGCCAUGUACGACGCAGCCGGGCCCCUGGAGAAACACCUCAUCACCUCGAUCUACGGCUGCAGCCGGCAGGAGCCCAUUGUGGAAAUCCUUUCAUCUGGCCCUGUCAUGUCCAUUGUGUGGAAGAAAGCCAUGUACAGCUACUAUGACCCCUUCAUCCUUUCAGCACAGGCAGUGGCCCUUGAAGCUUGUGAGGUGAACAUAACCCUGCAGGAGAGCCUGGAGCUGCAGGGGAAGAUCGGCACCCCACACUACCCCAGCUACUACUCGCCCAACACGCAGUGCACCUGGCACAUGAUGGUCCCAUCCCUCGACUACGGGGUCACCCUCUGGUUUGAUGCCUAUGCACUCAGCAGGCAGAAGCACGACCUGCCCUGCACCCAAGGCCAGUGGAUAAUCCAAAACAGAAGGCUGUGUGGCCUGAGGACCCUGCAAGCCUAUGCUGAGAGGAUCCCAGCCACAUCUUCUGCUGACAUCACCAUCACCUUCACCUCUCAGAUCUCCUUAACUGGCCCUGGUGUACAGGCAGCUUACAGCCUCUACAAGCAGUCUGACCCCUGUCCUGGGGAGUUUCUGUGUUCGGUGAACGGUUUGUGUGUCCCAGCCUGUGAUGGGAUCAAAGAUUGCCCCAAUGGGCUGGAUGAGAGAAACUGUGUGUGCCCUGCAAAGUUCCAGUGCCGUGAGGACAGCACUUGCAUCGAGUUCAGCAGCGUCUGCAACCAGCAGCUGGACUGUGUCAACGGGAGUGAUGAGGAGCACUGCAGUGGAGGAGUCCCCUGUGGUCCCUUCACCUACCGCUGUGGAGAUGGGACCUGUGUGAAGAAACCUAACCCCCUGUGUGACACCACUGCAGACUGCAAGGACCUGUCUGAUGAGAGCCACUGUGACUGUGGGAUGCAAGCCCCUCUCAGCAGGAUUGUGGGUGGUAUGAAUUCUGUGGAAGGGGAAUGGCCAUGGCAGGCCAGCCUGCAAGUUCGGGGGCUCCACAUCUGUGGGGGAACGCUCAUUGCUGACCGCUGGGUGGUCUCAGCCGCACACUGCUUCCAGGAUGAGAGGCUGGCCUCCCCCUCCAUCUGGACCGUUUACUUGGGCAAAUACUUGCAAAAUGCUACUGGCCAUACAGAGGUGUCCUUCAAGGUCAUCCAUCUCUUCCUCCACCCUUACUAUGAGGAGGACAGCCAUGAUUAUGAUGUGGCCCUGCUCCAGCUGGAUCAUCCUGUGAUCAUCUCACCCUUAAUCCAGCCCAUCUGCUUGCCUGCUCCUUCUCACAUCUUUGAGCCUGGCCUUCAUUGCUGGAUCACUGGCUGGGGAGCCCUCAAGGAAGGUGGGCACAUCAGCAAUGUUCUGCAGAAGGUGGAUGUGCAGCUCAUCCAGCAGAACAUCUGCAGUGAGGCUUAUCACUACAUGAUUACUCCCAGGAUGCUGUGUGCUGGGUACUACGAGGGCAAGAAGGAUGCCUGCCAGGGUGAUUCUGGAGGACCACUGGCCUGCAAAGAACCCAGUGGCAGAUGGUUUCUGGCUGGUUUGGUCAGCUGGGGAAUGGGAUGUGCACGUGCAAAUCACUAUGGAGUAUACACCAGGAUCACUCAAGUGCUGGGCUGGAUGAACCAAACCAUGAGCUGAGAAAAGUGCAUCUCUGUCUUCUCCCCAUCACACCUACACUCACAUGGCACUCAUUCCUGAUCUUGCUCACUUGCCUCCCAGAGAGUGUGGGAUGUUGUCAGACCCAGGAUGCUCUUCUGAACAGGGUAAAAAAAGGCUGCUGCAGGGAUUGUAGAGAAAAGCAGGCAGACCCUCUUCCCCAUUAGUGCUUCCCAGGGAGCAUCCCAAGGGGUUUUUAGACUACCCAUCCAAAAGCAGGGAGAAGGGAGGCAGGUGGGGGAGUUGGGGGCAUGACAUGACACACAGCAAUAGUCCCAAGCUGAUGGUUUCUGAGAAGAGGGAUAAGGGGAGUUGAACUUUCCAUGAACCAUGUGAUUCAGCCACAGUCUUAUGCUGGAACAUUUGCUGAAAGAAAAUGUGACUGAUGUAGUUAGAGAUUCCAGUAACUGUGAAAUCAAUCUGCCUCCCUCUUCCUUCCUGCUGCUUAUCCUUCAUCCCCCUUCCCCUCCCAUCACUCCUCCUCUUCCAUCUCCCUAAUUGCUUCUUUUCUUAGCUGGCGUGUGCUGCUCAGUGUGCUGUUCAGCUCAGCCAGGCAACUCUUCACGUCUCACUGACUCCCAGGCAUGAGUCCAGCAUCGCACCCCCAAGCACGUGUCCUGCCUCCCGCUGGAGCAGCACCCAGCCUCCACUGCUGCACUUCCCCCAGUGAAAAUGCCUGAGCAGACUCCCAUCCCUUCCCUCAGCCCUUCUAAAUGCCCUCAACCUCUUCCAUCUCCUAUCUCAGGUAAUCCAGAAGGUGAAGGAGAGGCCUUCAGGGCACAGGGUUUAAACUGCAACUGCUGCGGGUUUGGUUUUUUUAACUAAAUGUGUGUGUGUGUGUGAGCAUGUGUGUCUGUGUGUGUGUACAUAAUUGGCCACUCUCUGGAAUUAGAAAUAAAAUUAAUUUGAGGA
This is a messenger RNA of Oenanthe melanoleuca, 3931 nucleotides long. RefSeq names its product transmembrane serine protease 6 (gene TMPRSS6). NCBI's taxonomy places the organism in Eukaryota, Metazoa, Chordata, Aves, Passeriformes, Muscicapidae. Gene Ontology annotation, molecular function: serine-type endopeptidase activity; protein binding. Gene Ontology annotation, biological process: proteolysis. Bases 638 to 3001 code for a protein of 787 amino acids. The transcript is spliced from 18 exons. The record is from RefSeq and is a predicted model, not a curated record.